This is a messenger RNA of Penicillium canariense, 1392 nucleotides long. Its product is annotated as NAD(P)/FAD-dependent oxidoreductase. The record is from RefSeq and is a predicted model, not a curated record. The transcript has a single exon. Bases 1 to 1392 code for a protein of 463 amino acids. NCBI's taxonomy places the organism in Eukaryota, Fungi, Ascomycota, Eurotiomycetes, Eurotiales, Aspergillaceae. Gene Ontology annotation, molecular function: flavin adenine dinucleotide binding; sarcosine oxidase activity; saccharopine oxidase activity.
AUGACGCCACCGGUAUUGAGCGUGAAAUCUUCAAUAUUGAUAAUCGGUGCAGGAACAUGGGGCUGCUCAACUGCUCUUCAUUUGGCCCGUCGAGGAUACAAGAGUAUCCAGGUACUUGAUCCCUAUGAGGUCCCAUCGCCUAUUGCUGCAGGCAACGAUGUCAAUAAAAUCAUGGAACAUAAAGAGCUUAAAGGUAAGAAGAAAUCAAACCCCAAUCCUGGCUUCGAUGUCUUACUCCAGAUAGAUUCUUAUCAGGACGCGAAAAGCGUUGCCUUUGUCACUUGCACUCGAGCGGCGUUAAAGGGCUGGAAAGAAGAUCCAGUCUUCUCUCCAUUUUUCCAUGAGACGGGAUUUAUCGUUGCCGGAAGCACACCUGCCCUUAUACAGCAUAUCAAAGAUGAAGAAAUAGAUCCAUCUGAAGGUGAUUUUGCGAAACUCGAGACUGCCGAGGAUUUUCGCAAUACAAUGCCCCCAGGUAUCCUGACUGGCGAGUUUCCUGGGUGGAAAGGAUGGUUCUGUAAGAAAGAAGCGGGGUGGAUACAUGCUCGAAAGGCCAUGGUCUCUGCAUACACGGAAGCGAAAAGGCUCGGUGUCGAAUUCAUUACGGGCACACCACAUGGCGAGGUUGUGGCGCUGACUUAUGACGAGGGAGAUGUGACUGGAGCUCAAACUGCAGACGGUGCCUUCCAUCGUGCGGAUCAUACCAUUUUAGCGGCCGGUGCGGGCGCUGAUCGGCUGCUUGAUUUCAAGAAGCAACUACGUCCCACCGCUUGGACUUUAUCCCACAUCUCUAUGACUCCAGAAGAGGCCCACAAAUACCGCAACCUGCCAGUACUUUUCAACAUCUCUAAAGGGUUCUUCAUGGAGCCCGAUGAAGAUAAGCAUGAGCUCAAGAUAUGCGACGAGCAUCCGGGAUAUUGCAAUUUUAUUCGCGAUCCGCGCUGCUCAGGUGAAGAAAGAAGUGUACCCUUCGCCAAGCACCAGAUUCCACUGGAGGCGGAAACUCGUGCGAGAGACUUCCUACGGGAAACUAUGCCGCACCUUGCAGAUCGACCUUUCUCCUUUGCUAGAAUUUGCUGGGAUGCUGACACGGUCGAUCGAGCAUUCUUAAUUGAUCGACACCCGGAUUAUCCUUCCCUUUUGGUUGCUGUUGGAGGCUCAGGCAACGGAGCUAUGCAGAUGCCAUCGAUCGGUGGUUUCAUUUCUGACGCAUUGGAGGGUAAAUUGCAACCUGAGUUGAAAGAGGUGGUUCGCUGGCGUCCAGAGAUUGCAGUUGAAAGAGAUUGGCACUCUACUCAAAACCGGUUCGGUGGCCCUGGCCAGGUCAUGGACUUUCAGAGUGUUAGGGACAAUGAUUGGACUCAAAUUUCAAGCGGCGAAAUUAUCGGUUAA